Chanos chanos (milkfish) is the source of this 6075-nucleotide messenger RNA. RefSeq names its product TSC complex subunit 2 (gene tsc2). Gene Ontology annotation, biological process: negative regulation of Wnt signaling pathway; negative regulation of insulin receptor signaling pathway; negative regulation of phosphatidylinositol 3-kinase/protein kinase B signal transduction. Lineage: Eukaryota; Metazoa; Chordata; Actinopteri; Gonorynchiformes; Chanidae. The record is from RefSeq and is a predicted model, not a curated record. Gene Ontology annotation, cellular component: cytoplasm; TSC1-TSC2 complex; nucleus. The coding region runs from base 188 to 5818 and encodes 1876 amino acids. The transcript has 42 exons. Gene Ontology annotation, molecular function: GTPase activator activity.
GGGCAGCUUCGUUGCUUGAAAAAUUAAAGUUAAUACACAGAUGCAUACAGUUUGGGCUGCAUUUCGUUUUCAGGCGUGGACCGUACUGCGACUGCACUUUAAUGAAACCAGUGCCGUGUCCAAGAGCAACCAAAGAGAGCUGCCUUAGCCCCUGGCCCCGCCCCCGGCCCCGCCUCCAGUCGUUGCCAUGAAUAAACAGCCCAGUAAGGAGUCGUUAAAGGACAAGGUGAAGGGGAUUUUUGGUUUGGGUCCCUCCCGCCUUCCCACCAAACAGGCCGAAUCCAAGCCCUCUGAGUUUAUCAUCACCCUCGACAUCCUAAAGGAACUGAAUCCAGAAUGUGGUCUACACAACAGGAUACGUGUGAUUAACCACGUCUGUGAUCUUGCCAAAUCCAAGAAAUUUGAAGAGCAUGCUGUUGAGGCAGUGUGGAAAGCUGUAGAGGACAUGAUGCAGCCUGAACAGCCGCCUGAUGCUCGACAUGCUGUACUACAGUUACUCAGAGCCAUCAUACAGGGACAGGGAGAGAGACUUGGGCCUUUGAGGGCGUACUUUUUUAAGAUAAUCUGGGACUACCAGCCCAGUAAUGAGGACCUUCCGGAACGACUGGAGGUGUUUAAAGCUCUCACAGAGAAUGGGAAAGACAUAACCUACCUGGAGGAAGACAUUGCGCGGUUUGUGUUGCUUUGGAUGGACACGGGCCUGACCGCUGAUUUCCUGCACGUUUUGGUCAAUUUGGUUAAAUUUAACAGCUGCUACCUUGACCAGAACAUUUCACUGAUGGUUCACAAAAUCUGCAUUUUGUGUAACCGGACAACCUCCUCCACAGAUAUAGAGGUAGCGUUGCAGGUACUGGAUGCAGUGGUGUGUUAUAACUGUUUGCCCUCUGACUCUUUAACUAUCUUCAUCAUCACACUCUGCCGAACCGUCAAUGUCAAAGAGUUCUGUGAGUCCUGCUGGAAGUUGAUGCGGAAGGUACUGGGGACUCACCUGGGACACAGUGCUAUCUAUACCAUGUGCCGUAUAAUGGAGGAGAGGAUGUACACAGAGGACGCCGCCCUUCUGAGGGGGGCGGUGUUUUUUGUCGGCAUGGCACUUUGGGGCGCACACCGCCUCCCUGCUCUAAAGAACACCCCCACUUUAGUGCUACCCUCCUUCUACAAGGCCAUGACCUCUGCUAACGAGGUGGUGUCAUAUGAGAUUGUGCUGUCAAUCACCCGACUCAUCAAGAAGUACGGCAGAGAGCUGCAGGUUGUCACCUGGGAUAUUCUUCUGGGAAUUAUAGAGAAACUACUGCAACAGAUACAGAACAUUGGCAGUCCUGAGCUGAAGUCUAUAGUGUAUGAGUUGUUGACCACGGUGGAGGAGCUGUAUGAACAGAACGGUUACCAUGGCUCCACAGAACGCUUCUUCGGCCUGGUGGAGAAAUGCGCCGACAAACGACCAGAUGCUUCGGUGCUGACCCUGAUCUCUUACCGGGCCCAGUCCAUCCAGCCAGCCAAAGACGGCUGGAUCCAGAGCCUCCAUCAGCUCAUGGAGAAAUUCUUCAGGAAUGAGACGCGUACCGUGAUCAGGAUCAAAGUUCUGCACAUCCUCUCCUUCGUUCUCAGCACUAACCGUCAGCUCUAUGAGGAGGAGUUGAUUGAGGUGGUGGUGAUUCCUCAGCUGGGACAGAUAGCUGAAGACAGAGAUCUCUUAGUGAGGAAACAGGCCACGCAGCUCUUAGUGGACCUGGCCGAGGGCUGCAGCACACACCACUUCAACAGCCUGCUGGACAUCAUCGAGAAGGUGGCAAGUCGUUCUCUGAUGUGCCCUGUGGACGGAGAGAGAGAGCUGUCUGCCGAAUCUCCCAUGGAAGACGUCAGAACAGCCAUACUGGGCCUGCUAGAGAUACUGCAGAGUAAAUUGUACAGUCUGCCUGCCAGCCACGCCAGCCGGGUGUAUGAGCUGUUGAUCUCCCAUCUGCAGCUCCAUUACAAACACAAAUACUGCUCUCCUCUGGCCUCCAGCAUCCGACUACAGGUCUUUGAUUUCUUGCUGCUGCUGAGAGGUGAUUCCCUCCACAGACUGGGCGUGCCCAAUAAAGAUGGAGUGCUCCGCUUCAGCCCCUACUGUUACUGUGACCUGGGUGACUCAGAGAAGAAAGUAACAGAGAAAAAGCCAGCAGGCACCGUGUCACCUCCAGCAGGAAGUCCCGCCCCCGCAGCCCCGCCUUCUUCUAUCCGUACCGCCUACCUGCCGUACAGUCUGGCCUUUUCUGUUCUGCUACAGUGCCUCAAAAUGGAGACAGACUGGAAGGUUCUGAAGCUGGUUCUGGAUAAGAUGCCUUGGACUCUACAAUACAAAGUCCUCCUGCUCAGCUCCCCAUGCAGUAUCGACCAACUGUGUUCCACUCUCUGCUCUAUGGUGACGGAUCGUUUGAUCUCUGAGCGGCUGAAGAGGACUCCUGAUGGGUUUUCCCGCACUGAUGUCCAGCUGGCCGUGGUUCCGGUUCUGACGGCCCUCACUUCCUACCACAACUACCUGGAGCAGAACAGACAGAGGGAGCUGGUGCAGUGUUUGGAGACCGGGCUCAUAUACCGCUGUGCUAAGCAGUGUGUGGUGGCUUUGACCAUGUGCACGGUCGAGAUGCCCGACAUUAUGAUCAAACUCCUGCCAGCCCUCAUCGUCAAGCUCACACACAUCUCGGCAACCGUCGUCAUGGCUUCGCCCAUGCUGGAGUUCCUAUCCACAUUGGUCAGGUUACCUCACCUCUAUGCGAACUUUGUGGCUGAGCAGUAUGUUAGUGUGUUUGCCAUCUCUCUACCCUACACCAACCCUUCCAAGUUUAAUCAGUACAUUGUGUCCCUGGCCCAUCAUGUCAUUGCUAUGUGGUUCAUUCGCUGUCGACUCCCCUUCAGAAGAGACUUUGUGCAGUACAUCACCAAGGGUUUGCGGUCUAACGCACUGUUGCCUUUCGAUGACACACACGAACAGAGCAACUUCCGAGCCCGCAGCACCAGUCUGAACGAAAGGCCCAAAAGUCUGCGGACGGCCAAAGUGGCGAAGCAAGCCGCGGCUGCCAACUCGCCCGUUAAAGAGCUGAAAGACCUGUCUGCCAUGGACGCCUUCCGCUCCCGAAGCAUCAGUGUGUCCGAGCAUGCGGUGCGCAGGAUGCAGACGUCCAACACCACCUGUAGUCUGGGCUCGGCGGACGAGAGCGCGGUGGUGCAGGCGGACGACGCCCUGAAGACCGUUCACCUGGAGCUCACCGAGACCUGUCUGGACAUGAUGGCCCGAUACGUCUUCUCCAACUUCUCUGCGCUGCCCAAGAGGUCUCCGAUUGCAGAGUUCUUGUUGUCAGGGGGACAGAGUAUGACCUGGUUGGUGGGUAAUAAGCUGGUUACCAUAACGACCAGCGGUGGAGCUCGAACCCAGGCCUUGCUGGGGCUGGACAUGGCGGAGAAACCUGGAGGAGGAGAGAUGACCAGGUCAGACCCGUCUUUGCACACCAGGCAGACUAAAGAAGCCCCAGCCAAACUGGAGUCCCAGUCCAGCCAGCAGAUCAACAGAGCUGCUCGUAUCCGAGUCCGCUCCAUGUCAGGGGGACAUGCAUUGCGUGCAGGUCCGGCUCAGAGCCUGAGUCCGCUGGUUUCUCCCUCUGACGGGGAGUUCUGUGGCCCCCUGCCUCCUCCUGGACCUCCUCUGGAGGGGCUGGGCUCCCAGAGAGGAGCAGGCGAAGAUCACCCCCCCUCCCAGACUACCCUCUCCCACAAAGACAAGGCCAACCUGGCUGAGUUUGUUCCCAUGCUCACACAGGGCUGGGCAGAGAUCUUCAUACGGAGACCGUCAGGUAAUACCAGUUGGCUGAUGUGUUUAGAGAAUCCCCCCAGCCCGUUCUCCUCUGAAUUGGGCAACAUGCCCCUACAGGACCUCUCCAGUGCCCUCAUGGCUAUGGAGGGGGUGAAAGAAACCCGAAAUGACUCACUCAGUGCCCCUCUCGCCCCGACCGAGUCCACCUCUGCCACCCACGGCAAACCCACCCUCAUCCAGCGAUCCAACACAGUGGGUUCUCUGUUCUCUCUCUACCCUCCUGACCACCCAGGCUGCUUACACAGGAGCGUAUCCUGGGCAGACUCCGUGGUGGUGUUAGAGGAGUGUGGGCGGAGCAGGGGCGGAGACUCGGCCCCGGACUCUCCCGAGCUGGAGUUCGAAGCCAUGCCCUCGGAGCCGAUCUUCAUCAGCGCCGACAAGUUCACCAAGACCCCCAGCAUCCCCCUCAGUCGGUCCUCAUCCAACUCUAGUCAGGACGACGAGAAGUCCACCCUGGAGGAGGUUAGCGAGGGAGGCAUUCCGAUCGACCAGCCCCUCGCCCUCUCCUCUCCGGGUCUCCAGGACUCCCAGCUCCCCUUCUCCCAUUCCCAGACCCUCAACAAAUCCAGCUCCUCCCCGGAGCUCCAAACCCUGCCCGAGGCCUUCGCCAAGGCCGCCGCGGGACCAGGGGCCGGAGUGGUCGACGCGCCCAGGUCCAACACGCCCGUGGAGGGGAAGACUCCGACGACUCAGCCCGCCUCGGCGUCGGAGAGGGAGGCCCCGAGCGGCGCGUCGGGGUUGGGAUCCGAGGCCCUGGGGGCGGGGGAAAGUUCCGGGUCGGUCGGCGGAGGCGCAGGGAGCAUCAGCGCCAGCGUGAGCGUGUCGUCCUCCUCUUCCUCCACCUCCAAGAUGAAGCUGGAGUUUCCGACCCAGCAGGCCGCCGGACCCCUGUCGCCGAGCGGCCACCGCCCUCGAGGUCACACCAUCUCCGUCUCCGCCCCGUCGUCCCGCCGCGAGAGGAAAAUGGACCGGGACUCCUAUCACAACCGCGGAGGACCGGCGAACUCGGAGAAAACCUCCGGACUCAGCCCCAGUUUCGUGUUCCUCCAGCUCUACCACUCUCCCUUUUUUGGGAACGAGGCCAACAAACCCCUUCUGCUGCCCAAAUCCCAGCUGAUAGACAGAGCGGUGAAGGUGUUGGACCAGAUGCCUCCCUACGACACACAUAAGAUCGGCGUGGUGUUUGUGGGGGCGGGGCAGGUCAGUAACGAGGUGUCCAUCUUGUCCAACGAGUACGGCUCCAACCGCUACGCCCAGUUUCUGACCGGACUGGGAAAGCUCAUCCAUCUGAAGGACUGCGACCCAGAUCAGAUCUUUCUGGGAGGACUGGACCAGUACGGGGACGAUGGAGAAUUCACCUACUGUUGGCAUGACGACAUCAUGCAGGCCAUUUUCCACAUUGCUACUCUGAUGCCGAACAGGGAGUCCGAUAAAGGCUGCUGUAAUAAGAAACGCCACAUUGGCAAUGACUUUGUGGUCGUCGUCUACAAUGACUCUGGAGACGAGUACAAACUGGGCACCAUUAAGGGUCAGUUUAAUUUUGUGGAAGUCGUUAUCAAACCACUGGACUACGAAAGCAACCUAGUAACACUACAGUGCCGCAAAGAUUUGGAGGGGCUGGUUGACACCAGCGUGGCCAAGAUUGUAUCAGACCGGAAUCUUCCGCUGCUGGUGCGACAGAUGGCACUGCACGCAAAUAUGGCAUCUCUGGUGCAUCAGUAUCGAGCCAACCCGUCAGACGCCUAUGCCUCCAAGUGGCUGGCCCGACUCCGGCACAUCAAACGGAUCCGCACCCGGGCUCAGGAGGAAAUCCAGUCCCGCCCGACGCCCGGAAUCUCCCUCACCCAGAGCCACGCCAGCAUGCAAAACAAACCCGCCCAUCAGCAGUCUGGCUCCGCCUCCAACCCCGACUCGGGCCAGAGGAAGAGACUGGUCUCCACAGUCGAUGACUUUACAGAUUUCGUUUGAGUAACCAGUGACUGAUCAAACUUCCUAAUCCUAAUCUCUAAAAUGGCUGGAUAAUCCAGCCUUCUUAUUUUUCCCAUUCGGUCCCUAAUUUUGCAUCCUUGCCCUUCUCCAUUUUGUAGGGGUGCCUUAUCUGAUUGGUUCUCAACUGUGCCACCGUCACUGACUACUGGUUUAAUCCUGAGAGAUGAUCAAGUUCUCAGCCAAUCAGAAACCCCCUCUAAAUAAUUCUCCUAUAGGUUGAUCCAAUCAGGUUCUGC